UUCUUUCUCUCUCUCUCUCCCACUCUCUCUCUCUCUCUCUCUUGUACACGCGCACUCGCAGAAACACGCAUUUACACAUACACAUGCACACGCAAGUCUCACCAGCAAAAUACCAAUCGAUUUCACUCCAUCCUACAGAUCUAUACUGGUCGCGAAAGUCGAACGCAGGGGAAGAUAUUGCCUUACCUCCAACUCAGUUGACAGAUAAUUGAAAGAACAAAAAAAACACCCCACAAACAUAAAAUAACAACAACUCACACACAUAACAAUAUCAACAAUAACAAAAACAACAGUAAAGUAAUUUACUAGAAAUAUUCUUGCUUGUUGCAUAUCAUUGUAUGCGUUGCGUGUAAUAAUUUGAAUAGCUUUCUAAACUUAAGCACAUAAAGAGACUCGUGUGUGUCUUCCUUAAUCCAACUGUUUUAAGAUGACCAGCAAAGCAGGAUCUUUCACUCACAAAUUACCCGGGGAGCAUGUUUAUGAAGGGGUGUUGUUCUUUGAAUACAGCCCACCUGAGGUACUUGAUCGAGUCAAGGAUUUCAAUGUGCGUGAUGACGAUGUUUUCAUAGUUACCUAUCCGAAAGCAGGAACAACAUGGCUUCAAGAAGUCUUGUGGUUAAUAAUGAAUGAUGGUCAGUUGAAAGAAGCAAAUGAGAAACAAGUUUACUUCCGCUCUCCAUUCCUUGAAUUCAAAGAUACUGUAUUAAAUGAAGUUGGUUUGGAAUUGGCAGCUGCUGUUCCAUCACCCAGGGUGAUAAAAACACACCUACAGAAACGUCUGGCUCCAAAACAACUCAAUGACAAAAACUGUAAGGUCGUGAUUCUGUUCCGAAACCCAAAAGAUGUGUGUGUUUCUUACUACCAUUUCUACCGCUCGAGCUCAUCCAUGGGUAACUUCAAGGGCAGCUGGAAUGAAUUUUUCGAAAUGUUUAUUACUGGUCACACUGGACAUGGAUCAUGGUUUGAUUUCACAGAAAGUUGGUGGCACAGUCGCCAUAAUUCGAACGUAAAAUUGAUCUACUAUGAAGAUAUGAAAAAGAAUCUCACAAAAUCUGUUGAAGAACUGGCUAAGUUUUUGGGUCGAUCUCUGAGCCAUCAAAAUGUGGAUGAUAUUGUGAAGCAUUGCUCAUUUGAAAAUAUGAAAACCAACCCAAUGACAAAUCAUGAAGAUGUCUAUUCCAUUAAUAAAAAUAUCUCACCACUUCUGAGAAAAGGUACUGUUGGAGAUUGGAAAAAUCAUUUCACUGUUGCUCAGAGCGAAGUGUUUGACAAAGUAUUGGAGGAAAAAUUGGGCCAUUUAAAUAUUCCAUUUACUUACAAGUUUUAAACCUCCUCAAGAUAAAAAUCGUUUUAUUAUAUUUUUGUGUAUUUUGCUUUUGUUGGCAAAUAUUAGCUUUUUAUUAGAACGUUUCAAAUACGAUAUGAUAGCAUGUUUUUUUAUAAGGGUAGAGCUUUCACAAACCCUGGCUUGAAUUUCUGAUGAUUUUUAGUUUACAUUCAAACACACACCACACACACACACACACACACAUACACACACACAUACACACACACACAAACACACACUCGUAGCUGUCUGUCUAGCUGUACAUAUAUAUAAAUAUAGUUUCACGCACUCUCAUACACUCGAGCACACACACAAGCAUGCACACACACACACACACACAUACACUUACAUGCACACACACAUACAUGCAUAUACACCCACCCACCCACCCAAACACAUACAAAUUUCUAUCUGUCUGCGUGUUCAUGUAUCUAUAUACAUAUAUAGUCACACAUACAUACACACAUGCACAUACAUGCAUCUAUGUAUUUAUACACACAAACACACACGCACACACAAAGACAUAUAUUCA
Molecule: messenger RNA, 1859 nt
Organism: Octopus sinensis (East Asian common octopus)
Lineage: Eukaryota; Metazoa; Mollusca; Cephalopoda; Octopoda; Octopodidae
Product: sulfotransferase 1C4-like
Exons: 6
Coding region: 428-1327 (299 amino acids)
Biological process (GO): sulfation
Cellular component (GO): cytoplasm
Molecular function (GO): sulfotransferase activity
Source: RefSeq, a predicted model, not a curated record